AUGACAACUACUACUAUCGCCGAAUUAGUGAGUCUCCUCACGCCACCACCACGGCCUUCCGCUCCAAUUCCUUACCAAAUUACCAGCGGUACCGUGGCAUUGUUUCAAGGAGCUGCUUGGAACUCUGUGAGGACCGAUCUGAUUAUCGACGACUAUAUUCCCAAUCAGCGUCAUGUAGUUCCGGCCUCUCAAUAUGAUCAAACGUCUUGGAUUUUGCAUAAUUUGCCACUCGGUACUGUCAUGACAUUCCUUGCUGCCAUGAAAACAAGUGGUCCAAUCGCAGAUCAAAGUGAUGCGUUUACAUGUAUUGAUUUGGUUGGAACUGGGAAGACCGAAGCAGUUAAUCUUAUCCCGACCGGCAUAAACGACCAAAUUUCGAUGUUUUUCUGGAGAACAGUUGAUCUUAAUAUGGGAGCCAUUGAGUUAUUUGACGCUUUCGAUUUUACUGGUAGAUGUUCAACCAUAUUUCUCAGUGAGUGGCCUGCCGAUACUGUUCACUCGAUUAUGCGCUGGCAGUUGCAAGACGCCAUUAGUUCAAUUCGAUGGAGGACAUUAAAAGAUCGGCAAACGGCUGUGCUGUUUGAUGGAGCAGAUGGUACUGGGACGGCAUAUAGCAAUAUCAAAGGCUGGGGUACCACUAAAGAAGUUGCCAGACUUACGGAUGUUCGCCUAAAUGAUGCAAUAAGCUCUUUCAAAUGGCAGAGCAUCAACCCCAUGAAAGAAAUCAUCGAGCCUUUCAGAAUCAUGGCUUCGAACUCAUCAGAUGAGGGAGGACUCACUUCUGAGAUCAUUGGGACAAAUAGUAGCACCGAACCACAACCGGUCACAGUGACUCUGAAUAACUCCACUGCUCAGUCUGUUACUAUCGAGACCUCCGAUCAACAUGUCGCCGGCAUCUCGACAUCCUUCACCCAGACAGCUACUGCAGGUGUUGAAGGGGUAGCUUCCACUUCGACCCAAUGGACCGUGGCAGUCAAUUACUCCUAUACAAGAACUGAUACCACAUCUAAAACUCAGACUAAAACAGUUGAUCUCACGAUUUCGCAGACCGUUAAUGCGCCGCCGAUGAGUAGCUAUGUCGCUACCUUGCUGGUGACUAUUGGGCAAUUACCUCCCACGGAAUAUUUCACUACUGCUCAGCGUUGGUAUAAGGACCCUGUUGCUGGAUCUCAAGCAGAUCCUCAGAAUAAUGGCUGGUAUAAGAGGGUUGAGGAUGUGAGGCUUAGCCUUACAGGUAGUUUGGCAUGCAGAACUCUGGUAAAUAUCAAAGCCACACCGCUUUGA
Molecule: messenger RNA, 1284 nt
Organism: Botrytis deweyae
Lineage: Eukaryota; Fungi; Ascomycota; Leotiomycetes; Helotiales; Sclerotiniaceae
Exons: 1
Coding region: 1-1284 (427 amino acids)
Source: RefSeq, a predicted model, not a curated record